This is a messenger RNA of Oncorhynchus mykiss (rainbow trout), 2108 nucleotides long. RefSeq names its product BTB/POZ domain-containing protein KCTD8. Gene Ontology annotation, cellular component: signaling receptor complex. The record is from RefSeq and is a predicted model, not a curated record. Gene Ontology annotation, biological process: regulation of G protein-coupled receptor signaling pathway; protein homooligomerization. Lineage: Eukaryota; Metazoa; Chordata; Actinopteri; Salmoniformes; Salmonidae. Gene Ontology annotation, molecular function: protein binding.
UUCUCUGUCUCCACAUUUUCUCUUUCUCGCUCUCCCUCGCUCUCUUCCUCCUUAGCUUCCUUUAACAGCAGGGAUGUAGUCCUCUGCCUCUUUCAAACUUCAGCACCUGCUAUGCUGUGAACUCCUUGGUGACCUCUAUUGAUUCUAUUGAGACCGCUCCUUACUGAGAUAUUUUGCUCCACUUGUUUGAGAGGAUCUAAGAGGACCUUAUUGGGUUUGGAAGUUGUUUGAUUUCUCUCUAUACCCUGGUAGAACUACAGGACCAUGGCCAUGAAGGAGACCAUUCUGCCCAUCAGCGAGGUGUCUGGCCCGGCCCCGUUGCCCUACCCGGAGGUAGUGGAGCUCAACGUGGGUGGCCAGGUGUAUGUCACGAAGCGCUCUACCCUGGUCAGCGUGCCCGACACCACCCUGCACGCCAUGUUCACCCGGUGCCCGCCACGGGAGCUGCCAAGGGACAGCCGCGGGCGCUUCUUUAUCGACCGCGAUGGCUUCCUGUUCCGCUACGUGCUGGACUUCCUGCGAGACCGCCAGCUGGUGCUGCCCGACCACUUCCCUGAGCGUGAGCGCCUGCAGAGGGAAGCCGAGCACUUCCAGUUGGGCGAACUGCUGCGCCUCCUGGGGCCCCGGGUGGGUUCCAAGCAGGGCUCCAUGAAUGAUGAAGGCUGCCACAGCGAUAUUGAGGAGAGCUCACAAAGCAGUGAGUACCCCACAGGUCGUACCUUGACUUCCUCGGACAAGAGGUCAGGGUUCAUCACCAUCGGCUACAGGGGAUCCUACACCACGGUGCGGGACAAUCAAGCCGACGCCAAGUUUCGACGCGUGGCCAGGAUCAUGGUGUGUGGACGCAUCGCCCUGGCCAAAGAGGUGUUUGGGGAAACACUGAACGAGAGCCGGGACCCAGACCGGCCGCCGGAGAAGUACACGUCAAGGUUUUACCUCAAGUUCACCUACUUGGAGCAGGCAUUUGACCGGCUUUCUGAGGCGGGCUUUACAAUGGUGGCUUGUAAUUCCACGGGAACAGCCGCUUUUGUCAACCAGUACAGGGACGACAAACUCUGGAGCAGCUACACAGAGUACAUCUUCUUCAGGCCGGCAUCGAAGAUCAUCUCCCCCAAGCAGGACUGUGAGGAGCGCCAGAAGGACAAACUGGGCACCGACAAGGGCAGCGAGAGCGGCACCUCCCUCAACGAACUCUCCACCUCCAGCUCCGAGACCCACUCUGAGGCCACCUCGCCCCAGGACGGCCCCAACUUGGGUGGGGGAGGCGGCGGGGGAUCCAUGGCCCCCUGCGGAGCCCUCCAGUCUGUCUCUCGGCAGCCCAGCACCCUCACCCUUGGGCGGCCCUCCAAGAAGGGCUCGUCAGUGCAGUGGAUGCAGCUGCCAGAUAAGCGACGCAACAGCGAGCUCUUCCAGUCGCUGAUGGGGCGUGAGGGCGGCCUGAGCAGGAAGAAGAACACGGAGAGACCCAGCGCAGAGGAAGAGAUGAAGCAGUGCAUACAGGACUUUAACAACAUCAAAAUCCCACAGGCUUUCCCCGAGCGCAAGCGGCAGUGGCAGUCCGAACUACUCCAAAAGUACGGUCUAUAGGGACCCUUUUCUAUCACCAUGCCACAAGCAGUAGUCAUUUAAUUUGGAUUCCCUCCAUUUGGCUGGUUUUAAGUGCUAUGAUUAAUUCUAAAAUGUCUUCCAGUUCAAAUGAAGUUAAAAGGAUGAUCAACAAACUGUUUUUGUGAGGGGAGGCACAAGGUUAGUAAGCACAUGCAUUUCUGGGGCACAUGUUAAAAGAAGCACAGCAGAACUCCCCUUUACCGGUAUGUUGUCUCUUCAGUUCUAGAUUGCAUUGGAGAUUACGUUUGAAACAAUAUGCCUAUGUGAACAGUAUAUGACUACUGUACAUUUGUCCAGUUUAUUAGGUACACCACCCGUUCACAAAAAUGGUUCGCUCCUACAGACAGCAAGUCAGGUGGCUGUGGUAUGCUAUAUAAAGCAUGCAGACAUGCAAAGAGGCAUUCAGUUACUGUUCGACUGACUGUUCGAAUGGGCAAAAUACAGUUGAAGUCAGAAGUUUACAUACGCCUUAGCCAAAUACAUUUAAACUCAGUUUUUCA